AUGACCAGGCUAAAACUGAUCCUAAUUCUUGUCUUGUUUUCUGGAAACUUUGAUGUCUCUGUCUCACAAGCGCUCUCAGAGAAUGUGUACACUUUCUUGUCUUUGUUUAAUGGCUACUACACCAACAAAGAACAAAGAGCCACUGACGCAUUGGAUGUUGAGGUGCAUGACCGGCACGACGCCGUCAGCACCCUAAUGAGACCCGUGCAAAUUGCAGCACUGCCGAAUAACUGGACAAUGUACGUUGAAGAAUCAGAUUACGGCAUCGUGCAUCGGAUGGACAUCUUGGUCAUUUCUGAAGAUGAAUUCGGUAUCAUUCAUGUCCAGCCUUUGAUCGUCAAGAAACCCGAAGGUUACAAGCCCAUGCAGUAUGAACAAGGAGACCUGACCGAUAUAGAAUUAGAAUCCAUGACGUCUCCCCCAGAAUGUGAAGCUUUGUUUACUCGAGUCGAGAGGAACGUCUACGUUGGCAGCGUCCCUGAUUGUGUCUCGAAGUUGUCCGCUGUUCGUAAGAUUCCUCCCCCUUACAGCUUUACGAUCACGUGUGACGCACUCAGUGUGUUGGUCUGCAGCCACGCUUCCUGGGAGUCCUUCUCCAGGCUGCCAUACGUCAUCUGCAAGAGGCGGAGUUAUGAACUUCCAACCCAGUGGACUGAAGGUAUCGACUUUCCAGCUCAGUGUAACAAGAACUGACUAACUUAACAUCAAGUUAGUGGUCGUGGAACAGUUCUAUAUACGACGAUAUCUUUAAGUUCUCUAAUUAAUCGAGUUAUCCUCAUUAUCAUUUUACCUUUGACAAGCGAGUGACGAAACAGUGUGAUCAAGAAAAGUUCUUCUUUUUCUCUCGGUCACACGCCACCCGCAAUACUGUGUCAAUGACUUUGAUGUCGUUAUCAAGAUAAUUGUUAGACAAUAUACACUCUGAUGUUAUUUUAGGACCAAUCAGACAUCCCUAUAGCAUUUGUGAGUUCAAAGGUUAGCUAAUGACGUAAAUUCGUUUUCAAUUAAACACUUUGGAUUCGAGGAUUAAUCGUUACGUUCCCUGACCUCUGACUUGAAUGUCCAUCUAAUGAUUAGCUCUGAUUAAAAAUACAGAAGAUUGAAAA
Messenger RNA from Biomphalaria glabrata, 1106 nucleotides. RefSeq lists its product as uncharacterized. Bases 1 to 693 code for a protein of 230 amino acids. The transcript is spliced from 6 exons. Gene Ontology annotation, biological process: protein-phycocyanobilin linkage. Gene Ontology annotation, molecular function: lyase activity. The record is from RefSeq and is a predicted model, not a curated record. NCBI's taxonomy places the organism in Eukaryota, Metazoa, Mollusca, Gastropoda, Planorbidae.